UUCAUCGAGCAACUUCCUUCGGUUAAAGGAGCUUCCUCCGAUCCCAAACAAAAACAGUUCCGUCACUGGCUUCUCUUUUCUCUCUCUUAUCGGUUUCUGCUGCUGCCACAAUAUGCUGGUGAAACCAUGUCUCAUCUACAUCAUCGGGGCGCUCUCUUUACUAAUGCUGGUCGUGGGGAUAUCUUUAGUUUUAUCCAAGGCAUUUCCAAAUUUUCUACAGUCGAAGGUUAAAACGGACGUAGUCCUGAGAAAUGGAACAGAGGCUUUUGAGGUUUGGGUUGAUCCUCCUGCUCCGAUCUACAUGCAGUUUUACUUCUUCAAUCUCACGAACCCAGCGGAGGUCUUGAUUGGGGAAAGACCAGCAGUGACGGAGAUUGGACCUUACACAUAUAGAGAAUAUCGGCCCAUGGAGGAGGUGGUCUUCCAGGAAAACGGCACAAGAGUUGCGGCAGUCAAUCCUAAAACUUACAUUUUUCAGCGCAACAUGUCCCGAGGUCCUGAAAGUGACCUCAUCAGGACGGUCAACAUCCCUGCUAUGACAGUAAUGGAAAGAUUUAAGGCCAAUGCGGUUGUAGCCAAUCUGAUCUCCGCCUACAUGCGAUCCAGUGGUAUCGGCCUGUUCACCACCCACACUGUGGGAGAGCUACUAUGGGGAUAUGAAGACGGCCUGCUGAAAGCUCUCAAAAAGUUUGAUCCUGAGCUGGACGACUUUUUUGGACUUUUCUACAAGACGAAUGCGUCAAACGAUGGAGAAUAUAUGUUCUUUACUGGCCAGCAGAACUACAAGGACUUUGCUAGAGUGGACACAUGGAAUGGGAAAAGCUCCUUGGAUUGGUGGACGUCUGACGAGUGCAAUAUGAUCAAUGGAACCAACGGAGCGUCUUUCCACCCAAUCAUCAGCAAGAAUGAAGUCCUCUACAUGUUCUCCUCUGACCUGUGCAGGUCGCUGUAUGCCGUGUACACCAACGACGUGACGGUGAAGGAGAUCCCUGGCUAUCGCUUUGUUCCCCCCUUCGAAGUUUUCGCCAAUCAGACCGUGAACCCGGCCAACUCGGGCUUCUGUGUUCCUUCUGGAAACUGCCUGGGCUCAGGCCUGCUCAAUGUCAGCGUGUGUAAACAAGGCGCGCCCAUCAUCAUGUCCUCACCGCACUUCUACCAGGCUGAUGAGAAAUUUGUGCAGGAUGUGUUUGGGAUGAGGCCCAAUAAGGACAAGCAUCAGACUGCCAUCGAUAUCAACCCACUGACAGGAAUCAUCCUACAGGUAGCCAAACGUAUCCAGAUCAAUGUCUACGUGGAGAAAAUCCCACACUUCAGUGAAACAGGAAAUGUGCGGACUGUGGUUUUCCCUGUGGUGUAUCUUAAUGAGAGCGUUCUUAUUGACGACGCAUCGGCCAAGAAGCUGCAGAGGGUCAAUGUCCAGAAGAACGUGGUGGAGAAUAUCCCAUUUCUUGUGAUUGGUCUUGGCAUCGUCCUGGGAGUAAUCUUUAUGUUGCUGAUGUGUCGACAGAAAGUCCCAGAGAGCACUGAAGCAGAACGUCAGCCCCUGAUCUCAUCGUAGCACCAAGCAGAACCAGUGAGGACGAUGGAAUAAAAUAAUCUGACAUCUAGACUCCUAACCUUUAGGCAGCCACUCAUAACCAGAAUCACGCCUUUUCAAUAUUGUAAUGCUUUCAGAAAUUUUGUGUUUACAGCAAGAACUAAAGUUGAUUGUUUUCAUGCUGUAAUGUUGCUAAAAUCUCUUCUUUUUUUUUUUAACCACUAAUUAUGGGAUUACAAAUGAAACCAAGCAGAACUGAGCAGUAUUAAACCUAAUUAUUAUUCUUCAUUGCAAAUAAAUGCAAUGGGUAGUUUAAUUUAUUUGCAAUGUAUAUUUACACAUCCACAAAGAUACACUGCUGUAUUUGUGUAUGAAUAUGCUAUAUUUAUACACAAAAUGGUACCUGAAAGUGUUUUCCACUUUCAUGUGUCCACAAAUCAACUGGCCUCUAUCAGAUGCCAUUUUCAGAAAAAAAAAAAAAAAAAAAAAAACAGAAGAUAAUUUGUUUUAUGGUUUUGUGUUAACUGAAAACGUGCAAAUACACUGAUCACUGAAAGGUUUAACGUAAUGAGUAUGUUUUUAUAAACCAAAUGUGUUGUAUUAAAAAAAGGCUUCAAAAGUUUAUUCAGUGACGAUGCUAUAAUUUGUUGAAGAGUUAUCAUAACGGCGACUUGUUUGCUUUUCAAACGACGCCAACCUGCAGAACCUGAUAAUGGAAAAAAAUGUGUGAAAUAAAACCCUAACAGUAUUGCUUCUCGACGAUAAAGGGAUGGUUUUUAUCUGCUGUGAAUGCGUUUGCACGGAAAGGAACAAAGGUUGCUUUUUUUUUUUAUAUCCUGCUCAAUUCAACACUAUGUCUUGAUUUUAUUUUUAUGAUGCUUCUUGGGGAUUUUGCUAAACGGAGCGUACAAGAGGUUUUCUGGAAGUGUUAUAUCUGAUGUAUUUUUAAGUUUGUUUUCUAUUUGAAAUGUUAAGUUGCUUGAGAAUUGUUGUCGCCCAGCGGGACCGCGGAUUUCAAAGCUGCUGAUUUUUUAAAAAAUUGGUUGAUUCUAUUCAACAUCAUAAAAUUAUUGUGAAAUUUCUUUAAUAUAAAUGUCACCAUUUACCAACAGGUGCUGUUAAUGUUUUGUGCUGUUUAUGUAAGAGACUGUUUGCACUACUACUCAAGAGUCUAAACAUAUGUAAUCACUGAUUAAAUUAACAGAAAAGGUUGUGUGUGUUAUUGGCAUCUUGUCUUGUUGUUCGUCACGACCAAUAAAAGUGAUUCAGACAUCGGC
Poecilia reticulata (guppy) is the source of this 2814-nucleotide messenger RNA. It is a transcript of the gene scarb2c, whose product is annotated as scavenger receptor class B, member 2c. The record is from RefSeq and is a predicted model, not a curated record. Gene Ontology annotation, molecular function: scavenger receptor activity. Gene Ontology annotation, cellular component: lysosome; cytoplasm; membrane. Gene Ontology annotation, biological process: protein targeting to lysosome; receptor-mediated endocytosis. Lineage: Eukaryota; Metazoa; Chordata; Actinopteri; Cyprinodontiformes; Poeciliidae.